GCUAACUCACUCUUCCAGCAGCAGGUGUCUAACCUUUUGGUGACUUGCAGCAUGUCUGCGACUGUACCCGCCCAGGCUGACCAGGUAGCCAUCGGAGACUGGCUUUCCUCCAGUUCCUCCAACUACCUGGUCCUGUCUUUCCUUGGGCAGGGAACCGUUGCCAUCAAGAUGAUGACAAAUCGGGGCUCUUUAGUCCGACAGGCAGAAGAGGAGGUGGUCAACCUCCUAAAACUGAAAUCUCUGGAUUCGAACCAAUCCAACAUAGUUCGAUUCUAUGGAGUUUUUACCUGCCGAGGACACAUUUGCCUCGGGUUUGAGGCCCUUGACAAAAGUCUGUUUGACUUUAUGGAGGAAAAAGAGUUCCAGCCUCUCCUUUUGAAGGAAAUACGACCCAUCGUCCAGCAGAUCGCCGUUGCACUGGAGUACUUGAGGGCCGCUGGAAUAAUCCAUGCAGACCUCAAGUUGGAAAACGUCAUGCUGGUGGACCAUGCACAUGAGCUGUACAGGAUCAAAGUAAUUGACUUUGGCCUGGCCUGCCAUGUGUCAUCAACCAUGCUCGGCUCCUACAUCCAGACCCGCUACUACAAGUCUCCAGAGAUCAUUCUGGGUCUCCCGUUCACAGAGGCUGUAGACAUGUGGUCUCUGGGCUGCAUGGCUGCUGAGAUGUACCACGGCGAUCCACUCUACCCCGGCGGGCGCGAGUACGAUAUGAUGAGGUACAUGGUGGAGACUCAGGGUCAGCCACCAGACCAUCUGCUGACCCUCGGGCUCAAGACUGACCACUUUUUCCGGGCACGUGGUCAGAAAAAGCCCACCACCCGUCUCUUUGAACUCAAGACACCAGAGCAGUACCACAGAAAAACAGGGCAUCUGUCGGUGGAAACAAGGAGACGGAAACUUGAGUGUCUGUACGACCUCAUUAAUGUACAGGUUGCCAACCCAGAAAGUCCUGCUGAUAAAGUUGCGGUACGCAGCGAUGAGCUGAUAUUCGAGGACAUCUUAGACAAAAUGCUCGAACUCGAUGCUGCCAGCAGAAUUACACCACGCCAGGUGCUGGAACCUCAUCAGUUUGUCAGCAUGGACCACUUGGUUUGCAUGUACCGCGACAGCUCCCACGUUAAGUCCUGCUUUCUAUUAAUGGACUCCUGUCGGAAUAACACCCCGGCCUCCAACAGUGGGGAGCUAGAGAGCAGGUCUCUGCAGCAGGACCAUGCUAGGACCAGCCAACCCAUUCGGCAGAACAUUAGUCCCUUUGCUGAGAGGAAUUACCUCAGCCAGGCCGGCUACAUCAGCCCUCAUCCCUGCACUCAGACGUCAGGGAUGAAACGAAAGCCUGAUGAUGACGAUGGAUCUGAAGACCAGCCGUCCAAGAAGAGCAAGCCUGGAUGGUACAGGGGAAAGAACAACUGUCCAGCCACCUCCAGCAGCACCCUGUAUGCCAGCACUAACAUCCAGGCUAGAUCUGCUGCUGUGAGGAACCCUCCUGCCCAGCCCCUGAACCAGAGCGUCAACGGCCACUCCUCAGCGCCUCAGAGCAGCCAGGCCAAGAGCUCCAUUGGGUCAGGAGUUAAAAGAAAGGCUGAUGGUGAUGAUGAUCAUCAUCACACAGUAUCUGACCGAUAUAUAAGGUCACAUGAUGAUAGUAGGAGGUGCCGGAGAGACCACACAGGAACAUCUUCCCAAAGCUGCAACUCACCAAGGGUUAAGAGGAAGAGGUCUCAUGGUGACAACUAUGACUCCGAGAGGUCAGACCAUGAGAGCAAGAGGGUAAAGAAAAGCUCUGCAGCUCCAUCCACCUGCAGCAGCAGCAGCAGUUCAUGUACCCAGACUCUCCAUGUUCGGCCAAAUCGGAGGAUCAUUCCACCAGAGCACCACUGUCAGAGGGCACACGACUCAUCCAGCACCAUCAAUAAAUCAAUUUGAUUGAUUUAUUGAUUUAUAUUUUCUUAGAAGAGUGUCGUGCACCGAAUUUAGAUGCCCAGCCCACAUGGACUUAAUUGCUUGAUUAUGAUUACUUUGUCAGAAAUACUUGAAUGUCACGCAUGUUUUUGUUAUGUCAAAUGAUUGUUAUUGUCAGAGGGAUUUUGCACAGAUUGUAGUUUUCACUGCAGUGAAACAGAACAGCAAAGCUCAGGUUCUACUGUAUAUUAAAUAUUUUGACUGAACCUUUCUGAUCAUAAUGUCAUAAUUAUAUCAAAAUACAUGUUGAAAAGAUGUUUAGUAUCCAUUUGUGUUAUUCAUUCAUUAUUUUAUCAAUUUAUGAAGGUUUAAGGUGUAUAUAUAUAUAUAUAUAUUCACAUGUCAUCGGCACGAUUACAUAUCAUUAACAUGCUGUAGCCUAAAUAAGACGGGGACAUAGAUUUUUCUUUG
Messenger RNA from Epinephelus fuscoguttatus (brown-marbled grouper), 2370 nucleotides. RefSeq names its product homeodomain-interacting protein kinase 1-like. The record is from RefSeq and is a predicted model, not a curated record. The coding region runs from base 52 to 1923 and encodes 623 amino acids. Gene Ontology annotation, biological process: peptidyl-serine phosphorylation; peptidyl-threonine phosphorylation. Gene Ontology annotation, cellular component: cytoplasm; nucleus. The transcript is spliced from 10 exons. Gene Ontology annotation, molecular function: ATP binding; protein tyrosine kinase activity; protein serine/threonine kinase activity. NCBI's taxonomy places the organism in Eukaryota, Metazoa, Chordata, Actinopteri, Perciformes, Serranidae.